ACUUAGAGUUAGAGGAACCUAACCGCCCGUCUAAAAUGGGUAGCUUCAGCUUUCUUGGUUGAGUGAAUUUCAAAACUAGGGCCUUUUUAAGGUAGGGCGUACUGCGCAUUGUCCUAUUCGGCCCUUUGUUCUCGUUCUAAAAUUUCUAUUUCAAGCUUUCACUCGACAAAUGGCGAAUGAGCAACAGCUUUUGCGGCCAUGGUUCCUCGACUUGGUGCCAUACAUGGUCGUUUUAUUAAUUGCUGCUCAUGUCCUCGCUUUGGUUUACUGGAUUUAUAGAUUAGCUACUGAAAGACAGCCUCAGCGACGAAAGGCUCACUAAACCUACACUUCAAUAUAGAGAAAGGUUUGUUUUACCAUUUAAUAAUUGCGUUUUUGUUAUUUUUUUGGUACUAAAUUCAAGCUUUUUAAGCUUGAAUAUUAAUUGAUUUUUGCUUCGUGUUUGGUUUGCUAAUAAGCUUGGAUGUGGAUAGUGAGCUUGGUUUAAAAUGGUGAUCUAUGUAAAAUUUGAUUGUUCUUCGAAUGCUGAUUGCCAUUUUGGUUAAGUUAUCGUGUUGAUUUGUAACAGAACUAAGAAACUGAAAUUUCCAUUGGUUAUACCAUUAUCUUC
This is a messenger RNA of Pistacia vera, 610 nucleotides long. RefSeq lists its product as uncharacterized. The record is from RefSeq and is a predicted model, not a curated record. Lineage: Eukaryota; Viridiplantae; Streptophyta; Magnoliopsida; Sapindales; Anacardiaceae. Bases 170 to 322 code for a protein of 50 amino acids. The transcript has 2 exons.